Molecule: messenger RNA, 1943 nt
Organism: Ricinus communis (castor bean)
Lineage: Eukaryota; Viridiplantae; Streptophyta; Magnoliopsida; Malpighiales; Euphorbiaceae
Exons: 2
Coding region: 1280-1723 (147 amino acids)
Biological process (GO): endoplasmic reticulum to Golgi vesicle-mediated transport; intracellular protein transport
Cellular component (GO): endoplasmic reticulum membrane; endoplasmic reticulum
Source: RefSeq, a predicted model, not a curated record
CUGUUUUUAACCGUCAAAUCCACUAUUAUUUUUUCAUUAUCACUUAAUUAGUUCAUUAAAGAAACAUCAUCGAUACAUUCUUGCCGAUCUAGGAUCUCUAAAACAGGACAGUUAAACAGCUCUCCGUCAGCAGAUUGAUGACCUGAAUAUGGAGAUUGUCUACACGGCAAUGCUAACUGGAACUGCCAGUGAAGAUUUGAGGAAGCAGCUGCUGUCCAAAACUCCUAAGACGAUCUCAUCUCUGAUGACCACAACACAGAUUCGCAUUCGUAUAGAGGAUGGAAUGCGUGAGUUCAUAAUGAAAAACCGAGGAACUAGCCAGAAGCAGUAUCAAGAUUCUUAUGGUGGCAGAGCUGAUUCGAACAGAUUUGGAGGGAGAGAUGCCAAGCCAAGGAGAUGGCGCCGCCUGUGGGGAGUGUACUUGGAGAUAUGCUAUGUAUCUAAAAUAAGGGUACCUAGAUAACUACUCCGAUACCUAAAUUAGAUAUUUAAGUAAGGGAUUAGGCAGUGUUUUAAGAGUUAAGUUAGCAUUACUUGACAAAUGAGAUUUGACUGGGUGCCUAUAUACUUUAACUUGAUGGUUAAGCUAGUUGAGAAUGGUCUCCAGUUUAAUUUUCUCGGAUGUGGCUAUUGUGAGUUAGACCCAAUCUUUACUUAAUUAUGUUAAUUAUCUCUUAGCCAUCUUUAGAUCAUAAUCUAUUGGCAAUCUGUACCAUAGUUUGUGAUAAAUACCUAUCUGCUGCUGAUGGAUAGCUGUUUAGGAGUCUUGUUUUGGAAGGAAAAACAAAAGUCCAAAUCCUUAAGUGUGACUAUUUUGUUCCAUAAUUUGUUCAAUCUUUAAGUGUUAAUGUAGAAUAUCUGUGACAUAAUUAAAUAAAAAAAAAAACUCAAUGUUCCUACAAAACUUAAUGGGUCUUAGAUUUACAACAAGAUUUUCCAUUUGUCGACUUUCCCUUGUUUUUUUAAUGUGUUUCUGCUAAUCUCAUAAAACCAAUGGAUGAACCUGAUGACAUUGGCACCUUACUGCACAAAGUAAUGAUCAGCUUUAUGAGAUUCACCCUUACCAAAUGCACAGAAAGCCUCCCUUUGCAUCUCUUUAACUUAUACCAGUUGAUUUCCCACAACAAAGAUAUUCUAUUCUUUCACUACAUUCUGAAGUCUUGAAAACCGCACAUAACACAACACACAAACCAUCUUAUUUUCUAGGCACAUUCUUCAAUCACACCAGUUUCAACCCCUUAACAUCCCUGCAAUUUCUUUUAACUAGAAAUCUGUAGGCAUGAUUAGUACUUUGUUUUCGCUUGUAUUUGCUGAAAUGGGUGUAAUUUUAACCCUCUUAUUCAGAAGCCCUCUAAGAAAGCUGUUGAUUGUAGGGAUAGAUCAGUUGAAGCGAGGAAGAGGGCCUUUGGUGGCAAAAACUGUGGCAGCAACCUUGCUUGUGGUGUUUAGUGCUGUCUUGUACAGUGUAAUGGAAAUUCGGAGACGUUCUAUGGAAUCUGGUGUUAUGAAUUCUACUGAUGAGGUUCUUAUGGCUCAAAGACUUUUGGAGGCAUCUCUAAUGGGGUUUUCUCUGUUCCUUGCAAUGAUGACAGACAGGCUUCACUAUUAUAUCAAAGAGCUUUAUCUGGUAAGGAAGGAGCUGGAAGAGGUGAAAAGAUCAAGAAAGGAUUGCGAAGGCAAGAAAAGCAGGAGAGCGGAAGACACUGAAAAAAACAAAAGCUAAAGACCCAGAAACUGUUUCCAAAAGAAAGACAAGGGAGGGAAGGGCUACAUUCGAUGUUGCUUAAAAAGGUUAAAACCAGCCAAAAAAGUGGAGUCUCCAGUCUUUAUUUCUCAAUCGUAUUCUUUACUGAUCUAUUUUAUGACUUGAAAUUCAAUACACUAAUUGUGGAGAUAAUUUCUAUUAAUAUUUAUAUUUAUCAAAUUAAUUAACGCUUAUAAAG